AUGAAGCUUCUCUCUGUCUGCGCAAUUGCCUUGUUGGCAGCUCAGGCAGCGGGUGCUUCCAUCAAGCACAUGCUCAAUGGCUUCACUCUUAUGGAGCACUCGGAUCCUGCGAAGCGGGAACUGCUACAGAAAUACGUCACCUGGGAUGAGAAGUCACUGUUUGUCAAUGGCGAGAGAAUCAUGAUUUUCAGCGGCGAAGUUCACCCUUUCAGACUGCCCGUUCCUUCGCUGUGGCUCGAUGUCUUUCAGAAAAUCAAGGCCCUGGGGUUCAAUUGCGUUUCAUUCUACGUCGACUGGGCCCUCCUCGAAGGAAAACCUGGCGAGUACAGGGCUGAAGGCAACUUUGCCCUCGAGCCUUUCUUUGACGUGGCUAAGCAGGCAGGAAUCUAUCUCCUCGCUCGUCCUGGACCUUAUAUCAAUGCUGAGGCUUCGGGCGGUGGUUUCCCUGGAUGGUUGCAGAGAGUGAACGGAACCCUGCGGACAUCCGAUCCCGCGUACCUGAAGGCUACUGAUAACUACAUUGCCCAUGUUGCUGCUACUAUUGCCAAAGGCCAAAUCACAAACGGGGGCCCCGUCAUUCUUUAUCAACCGGAGAAUGAGUACAGCGGGGCGUGUUGUGAUGCUACUUUCCCCGAUGGGGACUACAUGCAAUAUGUCAUCGACCAGGCUCGAAACGCCGGUAUUGUUGUACCAUUGAUCAAUAACGAUGCCUGGACUGGAGGACACAAUGCCCCUGGGACGGGCAAGGGCGAGGUUGACAUCUAUGGUCACGAUAGCUAUCCACUAGGAUUUGACUGUGGACACCCAAGCGUUUGGCCCAAGGGCAACCUGCCAACCACUUUCCGGACGGAUCACUUGAAGCAGAGCCCGACAACCCCGUACUCUCUUAUUGAGGUGUGUGUGUGUCUCAAAUGCCCUCGGAUCCGGACACCACUAAUCGUCGUGCAGUUCCAAGCAGGUUCCUUUGAUCCAUGGGGUGGACCCGGCUUUGCAGCAUGCGCCGCCCUCGUCAAUCACGAGUUCGAGAGAGUAUUCUACAAGAAUGACCUAAGCUUUGGAGCUGCUAUCCUGAACUUGUACAUGACCUUUGGCGGCACGAACUGGGGUAACCUUGGCCAUCCCGGUGGAUACACAUCCUACGAUUAUGGAUCGCCGCUGACUGAAUCUCGCAAUGUCACUCGAGAGAAGUACAGUGAGCUCAAGUUAAUCGGUAACUUCGUGAAAGCCUCGCCGUCUUACCUUCUGGCUACGCCUGGCAAUUUGACUACCUCUGGAUAUGCCGACACCGCUGAUUUGACCGUGACUCCUUUGCUGGGCAAUGGCACUGGAUCGUACUUUGUUGUCAGACAUACGGAUUACACCAGCCAGGCAUCUACCCCGUACAAACUCAGCCUCCCAACCAGUGCUGGAAGACUCACAGUUCCCCAGCUCGGCGGUACUCUGACGCUCAAUGGACGUGAUUCCAAAAUUCAUGUUGUGGACUACAACGUCGCGGGGACCAAUAUCAUAUACUCGACUGCCGAAGUCUUCACCUGGAAGAACUUUGGGGAUAGCAAAGUCCUCAUCUUGUAUGGUGGACCUGGCGAGCACCAUGAGCUGGCGGUUUCCCUCAAGUCCGACGUCCAGGUCGUCGAAGGAUCUAAUUCAGAAUUCAAGUCGAAGAAGGUGGGGGAUGUUGUUGUGGUUGCCUGGGAUGUGUCUCCAUCCCGCCGUAUUGUCCAGAUUGGCGACCUCAAGAUAUUCCUGCUGGAUAGGAACUCUGUCUACAAUUACUGGGUGCCACAACUUGACAAGGACGACUCGUCAACGGGCUACAGCUCCGAAAAGACUACUGCUUCGUCCAUUAUUGUCAAGGCUGGUUACCUUGUGCGAACCGCUUAUACUAAGGGCUCCGGCCUCUAUCUUACUGCUGACUUCAACGCAACAACUCCUGUCGAAGUGAUCGGAGCCCCGUCAAACGUCCGGAACCUGUACAUCAACGGCGAGAAGACCCAGUUCAAGACCGAUAAGAAUGGUAUCUGGUCAACUGAGGUCAAGUACAGUGCUCCUAAGAUCAAGCUUCCCAGCAUGAAGGAUCUGGAUUGGAAGUAUCUUGAUACUCUGCAGGAGGUUCAGUCAACCUAUGACGAUUCUGCGUGGCCAGCAGCCGACCUGGACACCACACCUAACACCUUGCGACCCUUGACCACGCCAAAGUCUCUGUACUCGUCGGACUAUGGCUUCCAUACGGGUUACCUGAUCUACCGCGGCCACUUUGUUGCUGACGGCAGCGAGACUACAUUUGACGUGCGCACGCAAGGAGGCUCGGCCUUUGGCAGUUCCGUCUGGCUGAACGAAUCAUUCCUAGGCUCCUGGACUGGUCUCAACGCCAAUGCGGACUACAACUCAACCUACAAAUUGCCGCAGGUCGAGCAAGGCAAGAACUAUGUCCUCACUAUUCUCAUUGACACAAUGGGCCUCAACGAGAACUGGGUUGUCGGCACGGACGAGAUGAAGAACCCCCGGGGUAUUCUCUCCUACAAGCUCUCCGGCCGGGACGCCUCCGCCAUCACCUGGAAAUUGACCGGAAACCUCGGCGGAGAGGAUUACCAAGACAAGAUCCGCGGCCCUCUGAACGAAGGUGGAUUGUAUGCCGAACGGCAAGGCUUCCACCAGCCCCAGCCGCCCAGCCAGAAGUGGAAAUCAGCUAGUCCUCUCGAUGGGUUAUCCAAGCCUGGCAUUGGCUUCUACACCGCUCAGUUUGAUCUGGAUAUCCCAAGCGGGUGGGACGUGCCGCUCUACUUCAACUUUGGCAACAGCACGAAGUCAGCCUACCGGGUGCAGCUGUAUGUCAACGGAUACCAGUACGGCAAGUUCGUCAGCAACAUAGGCCCUCAGACAAGCUUCCCCGUCCCGCAGGGUAUCCUGAACUAUCAGGGAACCAAUUGGGUUGCGUUGACUCUCUGGGCACUCGAGUCGGAUGGUGCCAAGUUGGAUGACUUUGAGUUGGUGAACACCACACCAGUCAUGACUGCCCUAUCAAAAAUUCGGCCAUCAAAGCAGCCAAAUUAUCGUCAACGGAAGGGGGCGUAUUGA
Messenger RNA from Aspergillus fumigatus Af293, 3075 nucleotides. The record is from RefSeq and is a predicted model, not a curated record. Lineage: Eukaryota; Fungi; Ascomycota; Eurotiomycetes; Eurotiales; Aspergillaceae.